CUCUGCUCCCUUUCUCUCCCUGCAGAUGAGCAGGAGCAGCCGGCCGAGCACGGCCAGGAGGAGCGAGCGAACGGCCCGGCCUCAGAGCGGCCGGAGGAUGCACUGCCCAGGGAGCAGCAGGACGGGCAGCAGACGCCAGCUGCGGUCCCGGCAGCUCCGCUGCUUACAGGCGCUGCUGCACUGCCGUCGGCUCCUCGCCGCUUUCCUGAGAGCGCUGCGAGACCCCCGAGCUCCCAGGCUGCGGGGCUGCAGCAGGGCGGGGGGGAAGAGAGCGCACAGCAGGAGCCGCUGCAGCUCAGCCCCGGCCUCGCGGGCUGGCGGUGGGGCCCGGGGGUCUCAGGGCCGUUCUUUACCCUCACGCAGGCUGGGCAGCUGCUGGCUGAGCGGGGGCUGGUCCCAAAGAGCGUCUCGGCCGGGUGCGUGGCUGGGCGGGCAGAGCGGGGUGAAGGCGGAAGACGGGAGGGGAGCGGCGGUGCCGACCUCGCAGCCCGGGGCUCUGACAGAGAUCCGCAGCUCACCGGGGCAGAGGAGGAUGCGGGGAGCCCUGCCGUGGAGCCGCAGCUGCUGCCGGAGCUGGACGCCCACGUGGCUGGCACCGUGCGGGCCCUGCAGGACGACAUGCAGCGCGUGCUGGAGCGGCUGAGCGAGCUGGAGCUGCUCACCUGCACGAAGGACACAUCUGGGGCCGAUCCCGGAGAGCUGCUCGCUGUGCAGGCGGAGUCCCCGUGGCCGCUACCCGCGUCCCCGCACACCCUGCUGUUCCUCGUGGCCUGGCCCUUCGUCACCCAGUGGCUGCUGCGGCGCUGGCCCGGGCUGAGGCCGCGGUACCGCGCGGCCGUGGGGCGCGCCCAGGAGUGGCCCGCGAAGAAGAAGCACCGCCGUCGGCCGUCGAAGAACAAACGGCGCUGGAAGCCCUACUCGAAGCUGAGCUGGGAGGAGAAGCAGCAGUUCGACGAGCGGCAGAGCCUGCGCGCCUCGCGGCUCCGCGCGGAGAUGUUCGCCAAGGGGCAGCCCGUGGCCCCCUACAACACCACGCAGUUCCUGAUGGAGGACCACGACCAGGAGGAGCCCGACUUGAAAACCGGGCUGUACCCGCGGCGCUCCGCCGCCAAAUCGGACGAUACGAGCGAGGAGGACUUCCUGGAGGAGGCGGCCGAGGAGGACGGCGGCAGCGAUGGGAUGGGGGGGGACGGCAGCGAGUUCCUGCAGAGGGACUUCUCGGAGACCUACGAGCGGUACCACGUGGAGAGCCUGCAGAACAUGAGCAAGCAGGAGCUGGUGAAGGAGUACCUGGAGCUGGAGAAGUGCCUCUCCCGCAUGGAGGACGAGAACAACCGCCUGAGGAUGGAGAGCAAGAAGCACGGCGAGGCGGUGGAGGCGGCGCGGCUGCUGGAGCUGGAGGUGGACCGACUGCGGGCGGAGAACCUGCAGCUGCUGCGGGAGAGGGACGUGAGAGCGGCGGAGGCGACUCCGGAGUGAGCGACCCUCGGAGCGGAGCUGCGGGACGCGGCGCUCAGCCCUCCCCUUGGGGCGGUGGGAGGGUCG
This is a messenger RNA of Meleagris gallopavo (turkey), 1545 nucleotides long. NCBI's taxonomy places the organism in Eukaryota, Metazoa, Chordata, Aves, Galliformes, Phasianidae. The record is from RefSeq and is a predicted model, not a curated record.